This is a messenger RNA of Coregonus sp. 'balchen', 7567 nucleotides long. Lineage: Eukaryota; Metazoa; Chordata; Actinopteri; Salmoniformes; Salmonidae. The record is from the annotation of a GenBank genome assembly.
UACUGUAGCAAAUUGGCUCAAAUUAAGAUCCUACAACUGUAUGAGUGCCCGGCAGCUGGUCCUGAGGCAGAGAGCGGAGCUGCUGCAUGCCCUGUGCUGUGGUGGCUCUUCUGAGGGUCUGGACAGUGUAUUGGACAUACUCCUGUCCUGGGGCAUGCUGUUCUGGGAGGACUACCAGAAUGUACGGGUACCAGGCCGGGCUUUGUGUGCCAACACCAGGGAGCUACUAGAUCUGGUGUACACCAAGGGAGAUGAAGCCUGUCGGCUGCUCCUGGCUGCUUUCAAACAGGUAAGAUACAGUGAUGGAAAAACGUAUUUGAUCCCCUGCUGAUUUUGUACAUUUGCCCACUGACAAAGAAAUGAUCAGUCUAUAAUUUUAAUGGUAGGUUUAUUUGAACAGUGAGAGACAGAAUAACAACAACAAAAAUCCAGAAAAACGCAUGUAAAAUGUUUUAUAAAUUGAUUUGCAUUUUAAUGAGGGAAAUAAGUAUUUGACCCCCUCUCAAUCAGAAUGAUUUCUGGCUCCCAGGUGUCUUUUAUACAGGUAACGAGCUGAGAUUAGGAGCACACUCUUAAAGGGAGUGCUCCUAAUCUCAGCUUGUUACCUGUAUAAAAGACACCUGUCCACAGAAGCAAUCAAUCAAUCAUAUUCCAAACUCUCCACCAUGGCCAAGACCAAAGAGCUCUCCAAGGAUGUCAGGGACAAGAUUGUAGACCUACACAAGGCUGGAAUGGGCUACAAGACCAUUGCCAAGCAGCUUGGUGAGAAGGUGACAACAGUUGGUGCGAUUAUUCGCAAAUGGAAGAAACACAAAAUAACUGUCAAUCUCCCUCGGCCUGGGGCUCCAUGCAAGAUCACACCUUGUGGAGUUGCAAUGAUCAUGAUAACGGUGAGGAAUCAGCCCAGAACUACACGGGAGGAUCUUGUCAAUGAUCUCAAGGCAGCUGGGACCAUAGUCACCAAGAAAACAAUUGGUAACACACUACGCCGUGAAGGACUGAAAUCCUGCAGUGCCCGCAAGGUCCACCUGCUCAAGAAAGCACAUAUACAGGGCCGUCUGAGGUUUGCCAAUGAACAUCUCAAUGAUUCAGUGGAGAACUGGGUGAAAGUGUUGUGGUCAGAUGAGACCAAAAUCGAGCUCUUUGGCAACAACUCAACUCGCCGUGUUUGGAGGAGGAGGAAUGCUGCCUAUGACCCCAAGAACACCAUCCCCACCGUCAAACAUGGAGGUGGAAACAUUAUGCUUUGGGGGUGUUUUUCUGCUAAGGGGACAGGACAACUUCACCGCAUCAAAGGGACGAUGGACGGGGCCAUGUACCGUCAAAUCUUGGGUGAGAAUCGCCUUCCCUCAGCCAGGGCAUUGAAAAUGGGUCGUAGAUGGGUAUUCCAGCAUGACAAUGACCCAAAACACACGGCCAAGGCAACAAAGGAGUGGCUCAAGAAGAAGCACAUUAAGGUCCUGGAGUGGCCUAGCCAGUCUCCAGACCUUAAUCCCAUAGAAAAUCUGUGGAGGGAGCUGAAGGUUCGAGUUGCCAAACGUCAGCCUCGAAACCUUAAUGACUUGGAGAAGAUCUGCAAAGAGGAGUGGAACAAAAUCCCUCCUGAGAUGUGUGCAAACCUGGUGGCCAACUACAAGAAACGUCUGACCUCUGUGAUUGCCAACAAGGGUUUUGCCACCAAGUACUAAGUCAUGUUUUGGAGAGGGGUCAAAUACUUAUUUCCCUCAUUAAAAUGCAAAUCAAUUUAUAACAUUUUUGACAUGCGUUUUUCUGGAUUUUUUUGUUGUUAUUCUGUCUCUCACUGUUCAAAUAAACCUACCAUUAAAAUUAUAGACUGAUCAUGUCUGUCAGUGGGCAAACGUACAAAAUCAGCAGGGGAUCAAAUAGGAUAGAAGGAUUACUCUUCACAGGUGAUGCCGUUCUAAAGGAUGUAUGAGCAUGUUUUGAACUUACUCAUUACUGAUGUAUGUACAAAACAUUAGGAACACCUUCCUAAUAUUGAGUUGCACCCCCGUUUGCCCUCAGAACAGCAUCAAUUCGUUGGGGCAUGGACUCUACAAGGUGUCGAAAGCGUUCCACAGGGAUGCUGGUCCACGUUGACUCCAAUGCUUCCCACAGUCCUUUGGGUGGUGGACCAUUCUUGAUACACACGGGAAACUGUUGAGCGUGAAAAGCAGUGUUGCAGUUCUUGACACACUCAAACCGGUGCGCCUGGCACCUACUACCAUACCCCGUUCAAAGGCACUUAAAUCUUUUGUCUUGCCCAUUCACCCUCUGAAUGGCACACACAUACCCAAUCCAUGUCUCUAUUAUCUCAAGGCUUAACAAUAAUUAUUUAACCUGCCUCCUCCCCUUCAUCUACACUGAUUUGAAGUGGAUUUAACAAGUGGCAUCAAUAAGAGAUCAUAGCUUCACCUGGAUUCACCUGGUCAGUCUAUGUCAUGGAAAGAGCAGGUGUUCUUAAUAAAUGUAUAUCUUGUCUUGUUAAAAAAGCCACUAGGCAAAAAUGUUUAGAUAUACAAAUCAAAUAGUUGCCAUGUCCCAAAGAUACAGAUCAUUAAAUUGUAUUAUUGUUUUUCUUGCUUUCAACCAGGUCCUCCCUGAGGCCCAAAGAGCUGGCCUCUCUUUUGGAAACGGUUGUACUGCGGAUCUAGAUGAUACAAGAGAAGAUACAAAAGAACUCCAUGGUACAGCUAUCCAGACCCUCCAGACAGACAGGCCUGGUCUGGUGAGGAAGCUAAGGGACCGUAUUGAAGGAGCUCUGGAGGUCCUGCUGGAUACUGGCAGCUUUACGCCAUCUGAUUGCGAUGAAGUGCAGCUACCUGUGUACACCCCCUCACAACAGGUAACCAACCGCACCCUGAGAGCAGUAUAAGAGCUUUAUUUAGCUCUACAUGCCUGGUAUGAUGUAGAGUACAAUGAAUUACACAACUUCCCUGUCCCUCUUGGAAUUAACUUUGAAUCCAAACAGGUCAUGCUGUCCUUAGACAUUUAUGUAAUUAGACAUGUUAUUUAGGUUCAGAUAGUAGGGGUGACUAUGAAUUAACUGACUUCUUUGUCAUGUAGGCAAGACGUCUACUGGACCAGGUCAGAUCGAAGGGGGAGCUUGCAGCAAAGGUCCUACUGCAAUACUUUCAGCAAACAGAGGACCAUCCUUCACCAUCUAACCAAGAGGCUCCUUCCAAAGGUACUGUAUUAUAUCACAAAGCACUAAAAGUCACACAGCUACUUGCAAGUCAUUUGCAUACAGCACUAACACAUAGAUGUUACACUAAUACUUGUUAGAUAUUGUAUCGUUUGCUAUGAUGUCCUGUGUAUUUCAAAUGUUCUUAUUAUUUGUGUGCUGCUGCAGAGUGCUUGUCCUAUCAGAAGAAGCUGCGCAGCACUGUGUCGGCCCAGUCCCAUUUCCUCAGCACAUAUGGAGGAACCAGCAGUCUGUCUCUAGAAGACAUCUACACAGAGGGUCAGCUGGAGCUUGCCCAGGGUGGCAGUGAGGCCCAGCCCCAGACUGGUGCUCUGGGGCUGGAGGAUGUGGUGGGCCUGGUGGGCACCCUGAACCAGGAGGCUGACACCGUGCUAGUCUCCGGGGAGGCAGGCAGUGGGAAGAGCACCCUUCUCCAGAGGUUGCACCUCCUCUGGGCCAGGGGGGAGGCUCUACAUGACUUCUUCCUCCUCUUCCCCUUCAGCUGCCGCAGGCUGAGCUCGGAGCAGAGGGAGUUGUCUCUCAGAGAGCUGCUGUUCCUGCACUGCUGCUGGCCGGACGGGGACCAGGACCGAAUCUUCCAGUUCAUCCAGGACCAUCCGCACCUCAUCCUCUUCACCUUCGACGGCCUGGACGAGCUCAAGCAGAGCUUCUCGGACUCAGAGCAGAGGCACUGCUGCCCCACCCAGUGUGCCCCCAUCCCCACCCUGCUCUUCAACCUGCUGCAGGGAUCCCUCAUGAAGGGGGUGAGGAAGGUAUGUUUUUAUGUGCAAUGUAUGUAUUGUGAAUGUGUCGACUGGGUAAUGCAUAGUGUUUAUAGACAAUUUUCCCCUCAGGGACAAUAAAGUUCAUCCUUAUCCUAAGGUGGUGACCAGCCGGCCGGAGGCGGUGGGUCCCGCCCUGAAGAGGUACCUUCGCAAGGAAGUCCUCUUGAAAGGCUUCUCGCCUGGUGGGAUCGACUGCUUCGUGAGGAAGCAUCAUCGCGACCCGACUAUGGCCACGGCAGUCCUGGAGUCUCUACAAAGCAACACAGCUCUACUGGGCCUGUGUCACAUCCCGGUUUUCUGCUGGAUUGUGUCCAAGUGUUAUAAGGAGCUGCUGGGCUUUGGAGAGGGAGACUGCAGUCCCCAGACCAUCACAGAUGUUUACCUCAUGAUCCUGCAGCACUUCUUCCAGCGCCGGGCCUUUCAGAGGAAUCCCCUGGGGAUAGGCUGGGUGCAAGAGCACCAGGAUACGGCCCUGCAUCUGGGGAAGCUAGCCAUGGAGGGCCUGGGGGCCUCUUGUUACGUCUUCACAGGCACAGAGCUUCAGAAGUGUGGGGUGACCGAGGAAGAUAUCUGCAUGGGGUUCCUCCUCCAUAGUAAAGACCUCUCCUCCUCCACUAACUGCAAACACUAUGAGUUCCUGCACGUUACCAUGCAGUGCUUCUUUGCUGCUCUCUACAUUGUCCUGAACAAUAACUCGGACCGCUCCACCAUCCCUAAGCUCUUUCUGCCCCAGGACAGGCAGCAACAGCCAGGCUUACACAGGGCUUGUCUGGGGCACUGCUUGACCCAGCAAAAAGGGGCCUUGAAGGUGGCCGCUACGGCAGCAGAGACCCCCAACCUCCAGAUAACAGCCACCUUUGUGUCUGGGCUCUUGUCUCAUCGCCACCGUAGCCUGCUGCUCCUCUCCUGCCCUGGGCCCACUCUGGACAGGAAGUCCAAGCAGGUGUUGACGUGCAUGUCCAAAGGCAUGCAGAAGCACUUUAAAUCCAUCCCUCGGCCCGUGGAGGGGGAGAAGAAAAGCAUGCACGCCAUGCCAGGCUUCGUGUGGCUCAUCAAGUGCAUCCAUGAGAUGCAGGACAGCAGGAUCGCCAGAGACACUAUGGCUAAGCUAGAGGUAGAACACCUGAAGCUGACCUAUUGUAACAUAGGCCCUGUGGAGUGUACUGCACUGGCCUACGUGCUCCAACACCUUAGGAACCCUGUGGGGCUUCAGCUAGACUACAACUACGUAGGAGACGUCGGGGUGGAGCAGCUGCUGCCUUGCCUGCAUGUCUGCCACUCUCUAUAGUACGUAUGGAAAGCUUUACCAUUCUAUUCACUAUGACACUCACUAUGGCAUUAUUUUAGCUUGUGCCAGUAACAAAACACACAGGACACUAAACUUAGGCCUAAUAAUAAGACUAUUUUUAUUUCACUCCCUCAGCCUGAGACACAAUAACAUAUCAGAUGAGGGAAUCCGUAAAUUGAUUGAAAAAGGCAUCCAGUGUGAGCGCUUUCAGAAGAUUGCGUGAGUAUGGCCAAAUCUUCCACUGUCAGGUGACCUAUAGCUAGGCUAUGGUGGGUGUAAAUGUUCUAUGUCAAAUAUGCAGAUGUAAAAAAAACAACAACUGAUGAAUGACCUUCAUUGAUCUUGAUUAAUGUCUCUGAAAGGCUCUUCAACAACAAGCUAACUGAUGCCUGCACAGAGUACUUCGCUCACCUCCUGAAGAUGAAGCAGAAUUUUCUCUCUCUAAGGUGAGGAUAUUUUUCAACUCUCAACUUAUAAGAUACUGUAAAAUGUUACCUAACGCAGCAAUAGCUAAAUACCAUAUUCAGUCAAACUUUCUCUGACUUUGCAUUGCAGGCUGGGAAACAAUAACAUCACAGCAGCAGGGGCAGGGCAACUGGCGGAGGGACUGAGGUUCAAUCGGUCACUACAGUUCUUGGGGUAGGAAGCAGACUACCCUAUCUCUCCGAGAAUGCCAAAGUUGUUUUUAUGCCUAUCACAAUGCUGUAAUAAUAUAUCUGGUUGACAAUUUUAAUCCUCUCUUCGUUUUUUAGGCUUUGGGGAAAUAAAAUAGGUGAUAAAGGUGCGGAGGCCAUUGCCAAUGCUCUAAAGGACAGCCAAACCUUGGUGUGGCUCAGGUAAUGUUAGACUGAUGAUAGGUUGAAACAUGAACAUUACUAACACAUUCAUACUUUCAUGGGCAACUAUAUGUCCAGACAGCCCUGUUAUCAUUAAAAAAACUUCAAAGUAGGGAUACAUCUUACUGUCAGAUUUGUUUCAUGGCAGCCUGGUAGACAAUGGUGUUGGCAGUGCAGGAGCAUGUGCCCUUGCCCCACUCAUCAAGAACAGUACGCUAUCGGUGCUGUGGUGAGUAUAUUGAUAGCACAUCCUGAAUACUGAAAAAUACUUUGCAGCUACCCAUGUUCCAUUUUGCCUCAACUGACAUUUUGAAAGUUGUGGUUGUGCUAAACAUUUGUGAUUGUGCUAAACACAUCUUUCACUCUGCUCUCUCAUGCCCUCCACAGGUUAACCAAAAACUGCAUCACAAGAUCAGGUGUGGAGUGUCUAAUACUGGCUCUUGAAAGCAACACUAGUGUGAAGGCAGUGUGGUAUGUUAACAUUAUGCUUUGAUCAUUAAGACAGUUUUAUACUGGCUGAGAAAUGUAAUUUACGAAGUGUUACUUCCUAUACAUACAGUACAGUAUGCUGUAGUCUCCUAUGCCUCCCCAUAUCUCCCCAUACAUGUGAAGAUGCAUCGAGGGUGAAGAUUGGAUCUCUAAUCUCUAAGAAUUAGAGUUAAGUGAAUCAUUGUUUUCUCUCUAGGUUGAGAGGUAAUGAGCUCAGGCCCAGAAGAGGUGGAGGAGAUGACACAGCGAGAACCCCGGCUUACAUUCUGAUGAUGCCAAAAGUGCGGCUCAACUAUACUGGAGUAUUAUUGUUUAUAGCCAUGUCUGUUUGUAAUGUAUGCAACUUCUUUAGUAGCAUUUCCCCUAAAAUGGUAGUUGUGUUAUUUAUAGGUUAUUAUAUGUUUUACAUACAUUAUGGAUCAUGUUGGAUGUGAUGUUCUCUAUGAUGUAAACCGUGUGGGCAAGCUUGUUUUAUCCAUUCACAAUACGUCACAACUUCUGACCUGCUCUGCUACUACAAGCAGCUUGUUUGGUAGCAUUAUUUUCGUAUUAGUCAUUGUGAUAAGUGACACCAUGCUAUAUGCUACGGAACUGGUCUGACACUUGUUUUAUGUAAGUAUCAUUGUGUGUGAGCUUAUUGUUUCCGGCUAAUCUAUCAAAUAACAGUCAGGUAUUUGAACUGGUACAUCAGCAUUCUUAUGUACCCUACCCUAUUUUAAACUGACUGGCAGUGCCAGUAUGUUUGAUGACACGGGUUGAUUCAGCGGUGACAUGACUCUUAUUUUAUCAGUGAAUCACUAACAGUGAUUACAUUAGUCCUAUUGUGUCAGUGAUCUACGGUGGGGAUAGAAGGUCUUUUUACAUUAUGUCACCUUGCCUAUUGAGAAAUGUUAAUGUAGGCUAUUACAUUUUAAAGAUGCACUAUGCAGAAACCGCCAUUUGCUGGUUGCUAAAAUUCUAAUAGUUCGCUUAAUUUCAGUUUAUG